Molecule: messenger RNA, 973 nt
Organism: Manihot esculenta (cassava)
Lineage: Eukaryota; Viridiplantae; Streptophyta; Magnoliopsida; Malpighiales; Euphorbiaceae
Product: VQ motif-containing protein 20
Exons: 1
Coding region: 200-883 (227 amino acids)
Cellular component (GO): nucleus
Source: RefSeq, a predicted model, not a curated record
GCACACAUCAAUACCACAAAUUCAGGUACAAAAUUUCCCUAUAUAAAACCAACCCUAUGCCUAAUUUUAAUGCUAUUUACACCCUUUUGCCUUAGAAUUUAGUGGAUUCAAACCAAACCCACAAAGGAAAAGGAAAGGAAAAAAAAAGAAAAUCAAGAAAAUCAAGAAAGAAUCAAGAGAAAUUGUUUUUUUAAAAAAAAUGAGCCCUACACCAUUCCAUGAUCACCACGCAAAACCUAACCACAUUAACAAUAAUGGGUUAUGUCCUCCUCCUUUGAAAAUCAACAAGGUCUCUCACAUGAUCAAGAAAUCCUCCUCCUCUUCCUUGUCGUCACCGCCUUCCUCUUCCUCUUCUUCCUCCACUUCUUCACUGGGCGUUGUCGGACCCGCCAAGCCGCCCCAUCAACGCCAUCCCGUCAUCAUAUAUACUCAUUCUCCUAAAAUCAUUCACACACAUCCUAAAGAUUUUAUGGCAUUAGUGCAAAAACUUACUGGAUUAUCACGCUCCGAUGAGGAUCAGAGUGCUCAUGUAAAACAAAAGAAGGGUAAUUCUUCGCCGGAGGAAGAGAAUAAUAGCAAUGGGAAGAGGGCUGGAAAUGGAAACGAUGAUAAUGAAUCUUCGUCAGUGAUUACAGAAGAAAAUUGUGGAAGCAUAGGUGAUGGACAAGUUAAUUCUUGUUUUGUUCCUCCGAUUUUUGAGCCUUCAAAUCCUUAUAUGACUAAUAUUCCGAUUUUUACACCAAAUUCAGCUGAUUUUUUAUGUGCAAAUCAGCCAUUUUAUAAUUAUACAGAUUCUUUGUUCUUCACCACUCCUAAUAUGAGGACGUCCAUUUCAUCUUCUUCUUCUACAAUGGAGGGGAUAAAUGAAUUUCACGAAUAUUAGAUAAUUUACUCUUUUUUUUUUUAAUUAAAUUUUCAUUUUGCAGAAGAGUUUCUUUCUGGUAGAAAUUUAUUUAUUUAUUUGAAUCUGAUU